AUGCCUCAGCGUUCAACUCCAGUUUUCUACCGUGUCAACCGCCUAACCGGAGCCUCGAUGAUCUCGUACGGAUUGCACAACAAUGGAGCCGGAAUUCAAGAAGCAAAUGUAUGGAACUCUCCAACAACCUCUGACGUGGGCAGCAGGAACAGUAGCAGAAGCGGCGCAAAGAGGUGGCGGUCGCAUCCUUUCGGUCAGCCCAUCGUCAGCGGUCAGGUUGCCUUGGAGGCUGGUGCCAGCCUUUGGCAACUUAUCGACACUCACGGUCAAAAUUCCGAAAGGCCUAGCAAAUCUUAUAAAAGUUAG
Protopolystoma xenopodis is the source of this 306-nucleotide messenger RNA. The record is from the annotation of a GenBank genome assembly. NCBI's taxonomy places the organism in Eukaryota, Metazoa, Platyhelminthes, Monogenea, Polystomatidea, Polystomatidae.